AUGAUGCAAUGGAACAACUGGACCAGGAACUCUGAUUUCAUCCUACUAGGAUUUUUUGAUCACAGCUCUCUUCAUACUUUUUUCUUUUCUCUCAUCCUGGCUAUCUUCUUCAUGGCCCUCAUAGGAAAUUCUGUCAUGGUGAUUCUCAUCUACCUGGAUGCCCAACUCCACACCCCCAUGUACAUCCUUCUCAGCCAACUUUCUCUCAUGGAUCUCAUGCUCAUCUCUACCACCGUACCCCAAAUGGCCUUCAACUUCCUUUCUGGCAACAAGUCCAUCUCCAUGGCUGGUUGUGGAGUCCAAAUAUUUUUCUAUGUAUCUCUACUUGGAGCUGAGUGUUUUUUAUUGGCUGCAAUGGCCUAUGACCGUUAUGUAGCUAUUUACCCAUUAAGGUACCCUAUUCUCAUGAGUCACAAAAUCUGUAGUCUAAUGGCUGCCUUCUCUUGGAUUCUUGGCUCCCUUGAUGGUAUAAUAGAUGUUGCAACUGUACUAUCUUUUUCAUAUUGUGGUACCAGAGAAAUACCUCACUUUUUCUGUGAUAUCCCUGCCCUGCUGACGAUUUCAUGUAGUGAUACCUUGAUAUUUGAAAAGAUUAUAUUUUUCUGCUGUGUAAUUAUGCUUAUCUUCCCUGUAAUCAUUGUUAUUGCAUCCUAUAUCUGUGUGAUUCUUGCUGUCAUUAAAAUGGCUUCAGCUGAGAGUCGCCACAAAGCUUUUGCCACCUGUUCAUCUCAUGUCAUGGUGGUAGUAAUAUACUAUGGGGCAGCCAUGUUCAUAUACAUGCAGCCCUCUUCUAGUCGUUCUCCCAAUCAAGACAAAAUAGUGUCAGCUUUCUACACCAUUCUUACUCCACUGUUGAACCCCCUAAUUUACAGCCUCCGCAACAAAGAAGUAGCUAGAGCAUUAAUGAAGGUAUUAAGGAUGGAUAAGGCAGCAGGAUGA
Molecule: messenger RNA, 939 nt
Organism: Mus caroli (Ryukyu mouse)
Lineage: Eukaryota; Metazoa; Chordata; Mammalia; Rodentia; Muridae
Product: olfactory receptor 2M3-like
Biological process (GO): G protein-coupled receptor signaling pathway
Cellular component (GO): membrane
Molecular function (GO): G protein-coupled receptor activity; olfactory receptor activity
Source: RefSeq, a predicted model, not a curated record